UAAUAAUGAUGGUCAGUCGGCUGGUGCAAUAGGAUGCGGCGACUGUAGGGCAGUGGGCAGGGCUUCUCCCGUGGACCAAUCAGCUUCGCGGUCUGUCCUCUUCCUCCCGUAACCUUGGCGCUGCGUGCCGGUCGGUGUGGAUGUUCCGGCACCAUGCAAGCUGCUUUUGAGAUAACCGCACGCUACUGUUCAAAAGAAAUGGAGGCAUAUGGGGAAUGUGUCACAUUGAAUCCAUCUUCGUGGCAGAGGGACUGUCAUCAGCUGAAAACCACAGUUGCACAGUGCACAUCAUCACACCCAGUUAUUCAAAAGAUCCGUGCAGAAUGUGCCGAGCCCUUCUUGACUUUUGAGCAGUGUUUGAAGCAGAACCAGUCAUCGGUUAUGAAUUGCACAGAUCAUGUCAGCAAGUUCCUGGCCUGUGCAGAGAAAGUCAAAGUGCAAACCUCAGGUGAAACUAUGCAAUAGGUUUUUAAAUCACUGGGUGGGCUUGACUCAGUCACAAAUCCCACACUAAAGGAGCUGCCUUCAUCACAAAUCUAUCAUAGGAGGAAGAUAUGUGACCUGGAGAGGCCUGAGGAUCAACUAUCAGUAUGGGAAAUACAGCAAAAUGAAACAUCUGCAUUGAUGAAGAAGAAAUUAAGAUCGUAUUUUUAAAGGGAAAAAUUAAACCGAUAUAAAUUAUUAAAAAGAAAUUGAAUGGCAUUGAAAAUCCAGAAUGUUCUGGGGAGAUAAUCGUGCAUUUUCUGGUGUUUUAGUGCCUUAGAAAAGACUGGCGUAAAAGGUGCUUUCCUGUUGCUGGAAAUUGAUAGUUAUGGAUGGCAUUUAAAGCUUGUGAUGCCAUUAAUUGUUGGUAUAUUUAGUCACAGAAUACUUUUGAUGAUUCUGCCUUGAAGGGUGGUGACUGAGAGAUGAGGGUGGGGGAACAGUAUUCACAACGGCACAAUUUAGAGAACUACUUUGAGUCUGAAUUUGAAAGGGUAAAAUUAGUUAAACAUGUAUGGUGGCAACAAGCUCUUGCUUUAGGAAUUGCUGGACAAUAAUGGAGCUAUUUCCAUCCAGUUUCCAGUCUAGCAAUCUGACACAUUCUUUGCCUUUCUCGGUGGUACCGUGACAGUAAUAAUGGGAAAGUCGUACACCUUCCAUCGGACAUAGCAGCACAUGGAAUACACGAGGAUUUCCAUCCCUUCAUCAGCUGAUUAUGUGUUUUUAGACAUGCAGGACUUCAACAAUUUUUUUUAUAAAUCUAUGGCAGUACAUAAUCCCAGAACUGACCCUGUGACCCCAUAACAGUGAAUCAAAAACUGGUGAUGCAUCAGCCAGAGCACCUUGUGCUGCGUUGCAUGGAAUCUCUUUCUGGUUGAACAUUCUCAAUGGGCCAAAUGGCCUAAUUCUGCUUAUGGUCUAUUUCUUAGUCUAUAGUUUGUCAAAAAUUGAAGUUUCACAGAGAUGUGAUGUAACUUCCUUUUUUUUCUUGCAAAUCUCCUGGACAGAUUCAUUGUGGGGGGGGGGGGGGCGUGGAAAGUCACCUUAACUGGGAAAAGCA
Mobula hypostoma (lesser devil ray) is the source of this 1543-nucleotide messenger RNA. Its product is annotated as coiled-coil-helix-coiled-coil-helix domain-containing protein 5. Gene Ontology annotation, biological process: cellular respiration. The transcript is spliced from 4 exons. The record is from RefSeq and is a predicted model, not a curated record. The coding region runs from base 154 to 465 and encodes 103 amino acids. Lineage: Eukaryota; Metazoa; Chordata; Chondrichthyes; Myliobatiformes; Myliobatidae. Gene Ontology annotation, cellular component: mitochondrial intermembrane space.